Messenger RNA from Lachancea dasiensis, 1860 nucleotides. Lineage: Eukaryota; Fungi; Ascomycota; Saccharomycetes; Saccharomycetales; Saccharomycetaceae. The record is from the annotation of a GenBank genome assembly.
AUGAAUGUAAUUUGGUCAACCCAAACGCCAAAAGUUUUGGAUUUGGAGUUCAUCAAAAUGACGAUAGACCACCCAUUAAUAUCUGAUAAAAGGGUCUGCAACUCCGCGAAGCCUUCAGAGACUGCGUUCAUUUUUAAUGGGAAGAUGGAACAAGAAAUUGUGAAUUUGAAUCUAGAGUCUCGGAAUAGCCACGAAGUGAUACCUUCCCCACAAGCCAAGGACUCAGAGAAGGUUGAAAUAACAAAUGAUGAGCGUCAAGAAGAUCAAGCAUAUACUGCUAGUCGAUCACAAAAGGACAGCUGUCAAACAUCUAAGUUGCCGAAGGAAGAAGCCAAGAAAUCUCGAGAAGAGCUGAAGCAGCAGCAGAAAAUUCAGAGGGAGCUCAAAAAGGAGCAGGAAAAGAGAGAUCGCGAGUUCAAACGGGAGCUGGAAAGACGAGAGAAGGAACAAAAAAAGCUCGAAGACAAAAAGCGUAAAGAAGAUGAGAGAAGGGAGCGCGAGCUGAGGAAAGAGGAAGAGAAGCGCGCUAAAGAAGUCAAACGUGAACAAGAAAAACAGGAACGAGAGCGGCGCAAGGAGGAAGACAAACAAAGGAAGCUCGAGGAAAAAGCCAAACGCGAAGAGGAGAAGAGGCAGAAAGAGGACCCAUCAGGCCAAAAUCAAAGCAAGAUCGGUAGUUUCUUCAAAAAAUCAAACACUUCGAAAAGUUUUGUCUCAACAAAGACCGAUUUCGAAAGACACUUUCUUCCUUUUUACGUGAAAGAUGGAACUGUAAUGGGCAAAAGCUUCGCACUUUCCCCAGACAUGCUGAAAGCUUCAAAGUCUGACAUUGACGCCAAGCUUCAAACUAGAGGCUCUCAAGAAGAUACCGUACUCUGGAUGUCAUCUUACAAACAGAUCAGAGGCUAUACUGUGAGAAAAACCGCAGUUGAGUUGGUCCAGUUAAUGACCAGCAAGGACAAGACAAAUCAGGAGCUAGAGGAUCGACUGCGAGAGAUUCCCCAAAAAUUCAUCAAAUUUUAUGAAAACGUACGGCCACCUUACAUUGGCACUUACUCAAAGGACUUUAAACUACCAUGUCACGACCCUUUCUCCGUCCAAGAAACCGGUUUUGAUUACGAUUAUGAUUCGGACUGGGAUUGGAUCAAUGAAGAAGAGGAAGAAGGCGGAGAGGUGGACGAUCUUGAAGAUGGAGAUGAAGAGGACGAGGAAGAAGAGGUGGAAGAUGGAACAGAGGGUGAGUUCGAGGGGUUCUUGGAUCAUGAGGAAUCUCAAGAUCCACGAGACGGCAAGAAAUUUUUGGGGCCCCUAAUACCUGUUGUGAGGAUGCGCACCAACCUCGCGGGAUUAGAUGACGAGGAUCGGAAUUAUUUUCGCAUGAUUAGUGUCACCUGUCUUCUUCAUCAGGGACCCUUUUCCAUAGACCCAACUCAUAUGUCUCCAAAAGCAGGUGCCAUCAACAAAAGAACUGCAGCAGAGCUUGAUGUCAAGCCUGAACAUCCCAAGAGUAGCUCAAUCGAUAAUUUGUCAUCUUCUGCUGAACAAGGCUCUUCUCAAGCGUCUCCAACUCGCGCAAAAAAAGCCAGGUCUAUAAUAUCCGAUCCAGAUUCUCUUCUGAAAAUUUUUGCGGAGGUUCACGAAAGCACUUUCUCGCUAGGAACAGUUACUGAGAUACUUCAAAAGCAGCUUUCGAAGCAUUCAAAGGUCGCUAUACGUGACACGAUCAAAGAAUAUACGACUAGGCCUGUGGCCAAAGCAGGAAGCUCACGGAUUUGGCUUGUAAAAGAUAUGGAGAAAUGGAAUGGCCUCAAGCAGAAUAUUGAAACCUCUAAACCAGAUUCCAAAGAAGUCCAUCACUGA